Messenger RNA from Biomphalaria glabrata, 4166 nucleotides. RefSeq names its product BTB/POZ domain-containing protein 19-like. The coding region runs from base 193 to 1116 and encodes 307 amino acids. NCBI's taxonomy places the organism in Eukaryota, Metazoa, Mollusca, Gastropoda, Planorbidae. The transcript has 8 exons. The record is from RefSeq and is a predicted model, not a curated record. Gene Ontology annotation, molecular function: protein binding.
CUUAUUUUAUAACUUCUUCCUUUGGAUAACUUUUCUUUAUUACUUCUACAUUUACAUAGAUACCAUAAAGAUAAACCAUAUAUUAUCAAUAUAGAUAAUGAUCUAGACUCUAGACUAGAUCUGCAAUAAUAAUAGAGGGUUUGUAGGUUUUUGAAAUUUUGAUGGUGUAUUCUGGCAUCUCAACAUUUUCCAAUGACAAAAAACAAAUCCAAUUCAAUCUCAUCUUCCAAAAAAGAAAUGGCACAAGCAGAAAGUGACUCUGUUAUUGCUGGAGAUGUGCUGCAGUUUGGAAAAAUGAUGAAAAAAUUGCUUAAUAAUAAAGAGUUCAGUGAUAUCAGAUUUAUCAUAGGCCCCAAUAAGAAACAAAUUUAUGCUCAUCGCUGUAUCUUGGCUGCUCGGUGUGCUGUUUUCAAAGCAAUGUUUGCUGACAAACCUAACACAGGUGACAAUAAUGUUCCUUUUGUGUUGUCAGACAUGUCACCAGAAAUAUUCACUGCACUGCUGGAGUUCCUUUACACAAAUUGUGUUACGCUAUCACCAAAAACAGCAAUAGAUGUUUUAGCGACAUCACUUGAGUAUGGAAUUGAUGAUCUAAGAGAUCUCUGUGUUGACUAUUUGCAAGCUAAUAUUUCUGCAUCUAAUGCCUGUGAUGUUAUGCAAGCUGCAGUAACUUACAAUCAAAAUGAUUUGAAAGAAAAUGCUUUAGCCUUCAUUGAAGAUAACACAGUAGAAGUAUUGAAAUCAAAGAAUUUUCAAGAAAUUAGUGAAGACACUUUAGUCAAUAUCUUAAGGUCCAGCAAACUUACAAUAGAUGAAAUAGAUUUGUGUAAAGCUGUCAAAGACUGGGCAGCAGCAAGCUCUACACUCAAUGGGAAACAACUCCAUGAAGUAGCAAGAGAUGCUGUCAGACAGAUUAGAUUACCCCUCUUGAAAGCAGAUGAACUCAAGGUGCUAGAAGAAGAAAAUAAUAAUGAUCAUUUUCUUCCAGUUGAUUCCUUUUCAUAUGCGUGGAAACUUCAUGCUCUUAAACAAGGUGAAAAGAACAAUAUCCUUUCAACAUGUCGACGUGGUACAGUUUCACGAGAACACCAUAAGUUCCUCUUAAAAGAGAACUAAAACUUUUAAGCUAAAUGGGGUUCUUAACCAGGGGUGCACAUUACCUUGCAGUCACAGAGUGUAAUGUUAUGUGGUGUGAAAAAUCUAAUAAAAUAAAUAAAAAAAUGUUAACAUUAAAAAACAACUGAAACUAAAGUGAUCCAUUUAAAGAUAGCCCCUUCAGAAGAUUAGACAAAACUAAAAUGAUCCAUUUAAAGAUAGCACUUUCAGAAGAUUUGACUUGUACAAAUAUGUCUUAAGAGCUCUCAUUACUCAAGAUUCUCUUCACUAGAAAAAUCUUGUCCAAAGGGAGUGCAUGAGUAUCUAUAAUAUCUAUAGUUCAUACCUUGUAAUCUAAGGCGCAUCUGUUUCUGUGGCUUAAAGUUAAUGAGGCCAGCACAAUGACCAACUGCCAUUACUUUUUCCAAACUAAUGUUAGAUACUCAUUAGAACUGGGUGGACUCUGCCCUAAAAAUCCCAAAAUUCAUAAUCCCAGUCUUCACUGAGAUUGAAACCUGAGAGCCCCCUCAGUUUGGAAGCCAAACAAUUUACCACCCAAGCAAUUUACCACCCAAACAAUUUACCACCCAAUAUUUAGGAAUUAAGUCAAAUUUUUGUUCCAUUUUUACAUUUCAAGGAAGCCAGCCUUCGUGACUGAAGCUCUUGUAAUUCUUAGAUGUUCCCAGUUGGUGGUAUUUCACUUGUUUAUCUGGUUGCUUUUGCAACAACUCUGUUCCUAUAAGUGUUGUCACUUCUAAGAGUAAAACAACUGUCAUACACAAAGUUCAAGCAUCUCAUGGCAUUUGCUUGUUUUUUUUACAAAGACUGCACUUCAUUUUUUGCUUUUGACUAGGAAAAACAAUAACGAAUUUGUAUGGGAAAAAAAAAAGUUGAAUAUUAAAGCAACAAUAUUUUUUUUACCUAAUUAAUUCUGUAGGAUAACAUAAUUAAUUUUGUGUUUCUGACAAGUUGAUUCAUGGGGUAAAAGUAAAAUAUCUAUGCAAUAUGUGUACUCUGUAAGAGGUAUAUAUGUGAACUAUUCUGAAAUAGAUGGAAAGAUGUUGUGGCAUUGCUAGCAGUGUAAGAACCCCCUAGAAUAACACCCCUUGUUAAUUUUAUGCCAAAAAAUAUGUUUCUGCUCUUUUAUUGUAUGAAUAUAUUGUGUUGGUUUCUAAAUUUAUUGUUUUAGCAGACUUUCUCUCCAAUUAAGUGAUUUAAUAAUAAUUUUUGUUGUUGUUGUUUUUUUUAAUUUACAAACUUAACAAAAUGAAAAUGUCAUAAUGUCAGUUGUUACCAAUUUGUCCCAGAUUAAUAGAUUAAUAAUAAGGCUUGUUUUCGAGUCCGAAGAUUAAUGAGGUAUGCAGUAUUUAUUUAGAUUAAUAUAUAUUAUUUAGACUUUUCAAUGCUAUGAUUAAAAAAUUAUUUUUAAUUAAAUUUCUUUUAUCUCAUUUUUUCAUAACUAAUUUGAUGAUAAAAUUCUUUUGUUAUCAUUACUUAAAAUGUUUGUAACAUAUUUAAUAUACAGAAUGAAAUAGGCUUCACAAAAUAAAAUACCAUGUCUGUAAUAUAAACAUUCUUACAUUUGUUACUUCCAACUUAGCUUGUAUCAAAUGUUUUUUAACUAAACUUAAUUUUUUCAACUUCAACUGUAGCCAUUUUUUAAAAUAUGUAUUGUUGCAAAUUAGCUUAAGGUUCUAGACUCUUGGCCACACCAUAAUAAAUUAUUUUGCCAAUCCUAACAAUCAACUCUUCUUACUUUCUAUAGUACAAAUAUCCAAGAUAGAAUCUAAAAAUUAUUAUUCAAAGAACAUCCAAAAUAGGAGAAAAAAAUAACUUUUUACAAAAUAUCUCUAAAUAUAUUUACGUUGGUAGCCUUCUAGCUUGCUGUUAGUUUGUACCAGACUUAAAAAUAAACUUUCUAUGUCCUCUUAUAAAAUGUUGGUGUUUUUUUGUUUUUAUCACCAUUGUUCACAUCUGGGGGGAAAAAAGUGUCUUUUUAUCAUUCUCAAUAGUGCACUAAGUACAUUGUUUUUUUUACGAUAUCAUUUAAGAUCAUAUGUGUGGUAAAAAUUGACAAAGAUAUCUAUAAAGAGUGAGAAAUAUUAAUUGAAUUAAGGUUUUCUUUCAAAUUUAAAAUCAUUUGGACUCUUGUACAAUACGGUGACCAGUCCUUUUGUAUCCUACCUUAUAAUGGUCAUUCUUACAGUCUUGCCCAGUGUAUGUAUUGUUAUCCCCUGAAUGUUGGGGGGGGGGGGGGAGAAGCUACUUAUUUAUUUAUUUAUUUUUUGUUUUCAUCUGGUUCUUCUCCCUGCAAGAAAAUCUGAAUGAAUAUCUUGAAGUGAUAACUGUUUUUAAUAAUUCCAAAUAUUUAUCUUUCUUUACUCCGGAUGCCACGUUAUAUAAACAUUGACAUUAUAUGGCAUGUUUAUUUGAGUAAUGUAUUUACAGCUUCUUUUGAAGUUUGAAUAUUUGGUAUACAGCAUUGUGGCUGUUUGUGUUUCUGUUUCUUUGCAUACAUAUGAAUCUUAUUAUUGCAAAUGUAAUGGCUUCUGCAAAAACUGUUUAUCAUUUUUAAGCUGUAUCUUAUCUCUUUUUUGCUUAUAAAACAAAAUGUUUAAUUAUAUUUGUACAUCAGAAAUGCUAAAACAUUUAUUUUGUUUUUAAUUUAUUUUUCCCAAAUUGUAGACUUCAAUUGUUUAAAAAUAGAAAUGUAUUAGAUAAUUUAUUAGUCUUUUUAAAUUAUGAACUUUCAAAGUGUAAGCAUUAUAGUUCCAUAAUUAAAGAUUUUCAACUAUAUUGUUAUGAUGUGAUUUCAUUAGAAACCAUUUAAAAUAAGGCAGUUAAUUUUUUAACUAUGUUCUUCCUGAACUGUACUUUUUUACUCCUUGAAAAUUUAGUAAUAUAUUAUUGUGUUUGUCUUAUAUGCUUUCUGAUAAGCCAUACUUAUAUUUACCAAAGUUAAAUUGUUUAACACAUAUGUUCUUGUAUCAAUAAAUGUAUGAUACAAUUUUAUAUCUUUUAAAUACACUAUUUCAAUUACUACUGCAUAUUAAAAUGUAUAUCACAACCUA